UCCAGUGUUUCUAAAAGUAAAAGUUUGGCGUCGAUAAAACGAGAAAGUUAAGCCUAACCUAAUUAUUUGAUAGUUAAUCAUACAUUAAUUCACAAUCAUCGUUUUUUAGUGUUAGUGAUGUUAAGUUAGCCUUGCAAGGAAAAUAAAUAGUUAAACAUGUUUGUUGCUAGAAGUAUUCAUGCAGACCACAAAGAUCUUAUUCACGAUGUCGCUUACGAUUUUUAUGGAAGAAGACUGGCCACUUGUUCAAGUGACCAGAGUGUAAAAAUUUGGGAUGUAGGGGAAGACGGACAAUGGCAUUGUACAGCUAGCUGGAAGACCCACAGUGGCUCCGUAUGGAAAGUAACUUGGGCUCAUCCUGAGUUUGGUCAGGUUAUUGCAACCUGCUCUUUUGAUCGGACUGCAGCUGUUUGGGAAGAACUAGUCAUAGAUAACAGUGGUGGAGAACGGAGUCAGUCACAUUGGGUGAAACGAACUAGCCUAGUGGACAGUAGAACCUCAGUUACAGACCUCAAGUUUGCCCCGAAGCAUCUAGGCCUUCAGCUUGCUACUUGUUCGAGUGAUGGUAUAAUCCGAAUCUAUGAAGCUCCUGACGUAAUGAAUUUAAGUCAGUGGUCACUGCAGAAUGAAAUAUCCAGUAAACUUAGUUGUAGUUGUCUUACAUGGAGCCCAUCCAGAGUUCAUCCACCCAUGAUAGCUGUUGGGAGUGAUGAUGCUAAUCCUUCAGCUGGUGGGAAAAUUUUGAUUUAUGAGUAUAAUGACAACACCAGAAGAUGGGUAAAGGUUGAAAGUAUCAUGACAGUAACAGAUCGUGUGCAUGAUAUUGCUUUUGCUCCUAACCUGGGCCGAUCCUAUCAUCUCCUGGCAGCAGCAGCUAAAGAUGUGCGCAUCAUUUCCCUGAAGCCACUUAAUAUAGAUCAGACCUCAACUGCUGUCCAAACUAGUGUUCCCAAAUUUGAAAUCCGUCAAGUUGGUCAGUUUGAUGACCAUAACUCUCAAGUUUGGCGAGUGAGCUGGAAUAUCACUGGAACAAUCUUAGCAUCCUCGGGAGAUGAUGGAUGCAUCAGAUUAUGGAAAGGAAACUACUUAGACAACUGGAAACUUGUGUCUACAUUACAAGGUGAUGGAUCAGCUGUUACUGGAGAUAAAUCACCUGCACCAAGUAGCUCCAUUUCUUCCACUCCCUAUUACAAAUUGGGACAAAUUACUGGUCCUGGACAGGUGCCAUGGCACUGACUGUAUGCUUAUAUGUGUCAUCUUCUGUUGAGUAUUUCAUGUACAGAACACCUUUUUUGAUUGUGUUAAAGAAGUUGAUUGUUGUACCAGCAAUUAAAGUUAAAAUAAAUAACUGGUAUUAUGUUAA
Molecule: messenger RNA, 1363 nt
Organism: Limulus polyphemus (Atlantic horseshoe crab)
Lineage: Eukaryota; Metazoa; Arthropoda; Merostomata; Xiphosura; Limulidae
Gene: Nup44A
Product: nucleoporin SEH1-like
Exons: 8
Coding region: 157-1236 (359 amino acids)
Biological process (GO): positive regulation of TORC1 signaling; cellular response to amino acid starvation
Cellular component (GO): nuclear pore outer ring; Seh1-associated complex
Molecular function (GO): protein binding; structural molecule activity
Source: RefSeq, a predicted model, not a curated record